AUCGACCAUAAGGGCUUGCACUUCAUCUUUUGGCAGGUACACGCCGUUAUCACCGGCCACCGCCAACGGCAGGACGUCAUUCUUGCCUCGAAACAGAAUCUACAACAAAAAACGACGAUGCACUAAUUGAACAUCGGUGAACGGAAGCUGCUCAACAGCUCAUGUAGCAUGUGGAACAGCGCGGCAUGGGAUAACAGAAGAUACCGGCCGAUCAGCUGUAGACAUCAGUUUCCUGCUCUCCACGCUAUAUAACCGCUAUAAUGCGUUUCCGUCUACUUCUAUUUCGUCGAGCGGCAGUUCAAAAUCCGCAGCGCACGUUUGCGCAAAGCACUGCAGCUCGCUCUGGCCUCCGCUACCGACCACAGGUUCCCUUUCUCUCGGUGCCGACUACAACCGCCGCGCGAGUCCGCUACCUGACCACAGAGCGCAAGGCACAGCUUAAAUACGAAAUCAAGACCGGCAUCAAGUAUGUAGGCUACAUAUGGGUUGCCGGAAUCUGCGUGGUUGUUGCCUGGGUCGCUAUCGGUCAGGAGCUGCUGGAGCGCCGGUAUCCCACCCCACACGAAUGGAGGUACAUGACCCGUUAUCACUUUCGCGGCGGCCACACUGCCCGCUACGAGCCGCCUCCAGGCAGGAUUACCGACUGGUUGCAGGUGGGUUGGUGGGCCGAGCGCACUAUACAGAGGCUUCAAGACCCUAGCAUCGACGGCAAGGACGUCAAGGAUGCGCCAUCGGAUUAUCCGCCCGGGACGAAGGACGUCAGCGCUAAAUCUGAGAACUGGAGGAGAGGCUACUACGAGGCCCUGAUGCUCUACGCCAAGGCAGCAGAGCACAUGGAGGGCUGGGUGGUGGAUAAGUCGAGGAAGAUCUUGUUUCCGCCAGGCGUCAUGAUCGGGCCGUCAAAUCCUUACCCCAAGCCCCUGCCGCCGGGCUACAAGGGCGCUCCGAAGGAGGAAGACUGCGAGUUGCGAUUUGAAUCGCCAGAUACCGUCUACCUCAGAAUCCUCUCAACCGUGGGAUUUACUAACCGUCAGAGAAUCGAAGCUGGCCUAGCGUACGCUUCCUGGCUCGACUACAAGGGCAUCACCGGCCCGGCCAGCAUCAUUCUCGAGGACGCAGUACACCUGGCCGCCUCUGAGCGGCAUGAUCUGCCCUCAGAGCCCCUGGACAACAAGUCAUGGACCCUCAACGACACCGCAGGACCCCCCUCCGAGAACCUGCUGAACGCCCUUACAGCCUACGCCACCUUCCGAGCCCGUCACGGCGACGUAUCAUCAGCCCUGUCCAUCCUCGUCUCCAUCCUCAGAGCAAGGCGAAGCCUCCCUGCACCUCCCUCAACCACUUUAGCAUCCACCCUCCGAUCUCCAGCACCCUCAAAGACAGGUCCCUGGUCCAUACUAUCCGCCAUUUUCACACCACCCGCUUACCCCCCGCCGCCGCCGGACGGCACCGCCCCGCCGGUGCGAGACGCCGGAGAGCUCUGCCAGGAAGCGGCGUUGAGCCUGCACAUAGGCGAGAUCAUGUACGCCUCUUCCAACGCGUCGUCGUCGAGCAAGGAGGAAGGGCUGGCCUGGACGCGCGAGGCCGUCGACAUCGCCGAGGAACAGCUCCACAAGCUGCCCGCCGGGGCGCGCGACAAGGAUGCCGCCCGCGCCACCUGCCGCGAGUGCCUCGCCACGGGCUUGGGGAACUGGGCGACCAUGGUGGCGCGGCUGGCUAGGGAGGAGGAGGAGACGGCCGCUGCGAGGAGGAGGAAGGAUAAGGACGGUGCCGCGGCAGGGAGAGGGUGGUUUGGCAGUCUCUGGGGCGAGGGCGUGGCCAAAGCCGAGGAUACAAGUCUGCCUAAUCGAUGGACGGCCGAGCAAAAGGUGAUUGAGGAGCGCCAGAGGCGGGUAAAGGACGUAUUGGAGGACUUAAAGCCGCUUCCGAGAGGGUGGCAGUCUUGGCUUACUGCGUAAAGGGGCUGAAGAUGUGCCGAUCAAUUGGUUGUGUGUGCAUGUAUAUCAUCAGGUUUGGGGAGUUGGAUGAGCAUGUGUACUUUGAUUCUGGCGCAGGUCUAUGACGCUCGUUAGGAGUGUUUGCGGUAUUGGGCGGAUUGGAGGGUCUUUAAAUUGCGAUGUCGGUUGGCCUUGUAUACAUGCCAGGAACGAACCGCAUGGGGAAGCAAUGUAUCAGAUUGAGAGAUCUGUCGGACUAGCUGCCACUCUGGUAUGCGUUUAUAGGUAUCUGAGUUGCUUUCGAGGUCAUCACAAACCUCGGAUUACGCCAUCGAGCCAACUCUUUGAGUAUGC
Canariomyces notabilis is the source of this 2291-nucleotide messenger RNA. RefSeq lists its product as uncharacterized. NCBI's taxonomy places the organism in Eukaryota, Fungi, Ascomycota, Sordariomycetes, Sordariales, Chaetomiaceae. The record is from RefSeq and is a predicted model, not a curated record. The transcript has a single exon. Bases 261 to 1958 code for a protein of 565 amino acids.